Messenger RNA from Symbiodinium sp. CCMP2592, 867 nucleotides. NCBI's taxonomy places the organism in Eukaryota, Dinophyceae, Suessiales, Symbiodiniaceae. The record is from the annotation of a GenBank genome assembly.
AUGGACGAGUUCGACGUCAAAGAGGAACGUCUUUGGUCUCGACUGGUGCAGUGGGCAGAGAGGGCUGUUGAGGAGACGCUCCUCCUUGGGCCCUUCGCAGAUGCCAUCGACGCUCCAGCCGCGAAGCGGCCCCGUGGCGAGGAAGGACCGAAGAGCGAGCGCAGCCGGCAGCAGCAGAUGGCGGUGCUUCAGUGUUUGACGAAGCAUAUCCGCUUUGCGAGCAUGACCAAAGAGUUCUUCGCAGACCGCGCGAGGCCUUACCUGAAGCGCGAGGAUUGCGAGGCAGUCAUGAUGUACUUCCUCCUCGGCCGGGUCCCGCCCCAGCAGCUGACAUCCCGGAGAUCGGGUCUGAGCCCGGUGGAGCAGAUCUAUCCCAUCGAGGUGACUUCCGUGGGAAUGCCAGAGGGCACGGAGCAUUUGGCCGUGGGGCGUGGCUCCUGGAAGCUCCCAUAUACCCAGCCGGCGGCCAACCGAACGCUGUCCGUGCAGCUCUUGCAGCCGAUAAACGUGACGAAGGUCACACUUUCUUUUGGAGAGGGAGCCAUGUGGUCGUGGAAGAUCAAGUUUGCGAAUUCAGAAAUCGCCAAUGCAAUCCAUGGCUCUGGCCGCAUCCGCACCAUGAGCGUGAACUUCACCCAGUGCACGCAGCUGACUAUUCUUCCGAUUUCUGAGAGGGACCGGCUCACUUCAGUGAACCAUGGCCUCCCUCUGUCGGGGGAGCAUGCGGUGCUGGUCAAAGUCGAGGUGACCGGCAAGAAGUCUCGAGCGGAACAUGCCGCGGAGGUGGUCCAGCGGCUGUCCCAGGACCUCGUGGCGCCGGCACCAAACGAAGUGAGUGGAGAAUUCAAGGAGGGUGCGACCGCGUAG